AUGCCCGAUGAGUUCCUUGCUAAGAACCCCCCCCCGCUCUGGCUCACUCUCUACCACCUAGUCACCCGCCUCCCUGACUCUCUGCGUGCAGUCAGGGAUCACUUCCUAGCUCGCUGCCCCACUGAGCUCACCAUUGCCCUCCUCGAGAAGGAACUACUUGCAGCUGAGGCUAGCAUAGUCGCUCCUCUGCUUCUGCUGUCGACCUCCUUGGUGCUGAGAAGGUCGGGACUGCGUCUGCUUCGAGCGGGCGCCGCAGGGGCAAAGGGGGCAAGGGAGGCGGAGGUGACGGCGGGGGAGGCGGUGGUGGAGGCGGUGGCGGCGGUGGGGGUGGUGGUGGGGCUGGAGGGACUAGUGGCAGCGGUGGGGGUGGUGGCGGCAGCGGCGGGGGAGGUGGCAGGGGCGGGGGCGGUGGUGGGGGCGGCGGUGGUCGCGGCGGCAGCGGCAGGGGAGGGGGUGGUCGAGGAGGUGGCGGCGGCGGUGGUGGUCGUGGAGGCGCUGGCAGUGGCCAGAGCCAGCAGCACACUCCGUCACCCCAGGAGGCCCACGUGUGGGAGGGCGCACACCACGCAGCGCUGCUUCUCUCGCCUCGACGACGCCUGGCGUACUCAGUUCCCUGAUGCCACUGAGCUGCCCCGCUGGUUUGAUCUGAUGAAGAAGGGAGUUGAUAUCUAUGCUCUAGACUUUGAUGCUAUUCUCACUGCCAUGUAUGUGAUGUCUACUAGUGGAGAGGGUGCUCAGUACCUGUGUGUUCCGCCCGACCCGGGCAUUCGGACCAGUGAGGCUGCCGCUCUAGGUGCUAGUGAGACUGCCACUCCAGGUACUCGCGUGUCUGCUACCCCAGGUGCUGGUGAGGCUGCUGCUCUAGGUGCUCGUGAGUCUGUGCCCCCUGGUACUGAGUCGACUGAGGCACUGCACACCUUCACACUGGACUCAGGUGCUUCUCGCUGUUUCUUUCGUGACCGCACUGUCCUUGAGCCGCUGGCUCGGCCAGUUGCUGUCUCCCUCGCUGACCCCUCUGGGGGUCCGGUCAUUGCGACCUCCUCCACUGUCCUUCCUUGUCCUGCGGUCCCGACGGGGGUGUUCACCAGUUCACCCCUGCCUACGAGCGCGUGA
Molecule: messenger RNA, 1113 nt
Organism: Closterium sp. Yama58-4
Lineage: Eukaryota; Viridiplantae; Streptophyta; Zygnematophyceae; Desmidiales; Closteriaceae
Source: the annotation of a GenBank genome assembly